CAAAAAGGGAUUGCUCGUGGUCCUAAAAUUGAAUGAAGGGUUGCCAACAACUUUUACGCCCAUCCUCUUCCAGGUAGCAAGGAGGUCUCGGUUCUAACACAUGAACAUGAGGGAUUGAAACGUGAGCACACUGAAACAUGUGCAAGAGUCUACUGAUGAGAAUCUGCAGUCUCCAGAGCUCCCAUCCUGGGCCCCAUUUCCUAACUUCACAUCAUCCUACAGCUCCUGCUCCCCCUAUCUGAACUGGAGGAAAACAAGAACUCAUUUUGUUUUGCUUGUCUCUUUUCCACAAGCAAGGUAGAUUGUAAAGUUCGCAGAGCCCCACUUCAUGGAGCAGUGUGAAACAUGCUGGAGGCCUACUGUCCUGCAGUGCUGAGGCUGCAGCAUAGCCUACUCUGUAGGCCUCUCAGUGCACCAGGCUGCAGAUUUGUUGCUGUUUCUCUUGCAAGGACAGAAGAGUGCAGUGAUCUCACUGUUCUUACAGAUGGAGGAAACGUAUUUCUGCACCUUAGUGCUGACACUGGACUUCUCAUCAUGUAUUCAGACACUAAGACCUCAUGGACUAAUCUGCUUCCUUGAAAGUCUGUUUUCCUAAAUGCAACAAAAGCAUUUCUUUGCAAUGCUAAUGCUUUUCCAGGCAGCAGUUGGGCAAACUCUUGGAGAAGAGCAUUCUCUCUGACUGUGUUCUGUUUCCCUCUGUGUUUCUGUGUUGCGCUAUGUUUUUUUUUCCCACAUACACUCACUUGCCUCUGUUCUAGCAACUACCAAUGAACAAAGGAUCAAUUAAUUUCCUCCCUCCCGCAAGGUGACGGCUGCGCUCAGCAGACUCCAGGGUGGAGGCAGCCAGUCCCACAGGGCAGCAGGACAUUGUUCUGCUUGUAAACAGGGCAGCUUGUGAACAUGUCACAUUGCAUUGCCUGAGGUGGCCUCCAGCAGAUAAACACUCUGUGGUUCUGUGUUCAUAAAUACAAGGUAAUGCGUCUGAAGAAAAUUACUCGAACACAUCCUACAGACUAGUGAACUGAAAUCCGGCAGCAGCACUGAUGGACGUAUCACAAGUGUUGGAGACAGGCCCCACGCACCUGGGCAGCAGGAGCAGCAGCAUGAUGCCAUGCAGGGCCAGGAAAGUCCAAAGAGAAGGUGGAGAGUUGCUUUCCCAUAAAACAAAAACACCAAUGCACUUGCAUCUUGGGCACUGUGUAUGGGUCUGGCUACAAGAAGACUUGUACAAGUAGGGGAACUGGGAGGGUGCAGAGAAUGGCUGCUCUGUGAGAAGCUGAAACGCCUGGGAGAGGACAAAGGUGGCAGCGGAUGCAGAACAUUUCCACUCAAAGCUGCGGCGCAGGAAAAGGAGGACCUGUGGAAACCAACUGCCACUCGCUUUCUAAUAGGUCCAAGAAAGUACUUUAGUAUGGCAAGCGGUGAACUUCAGGGCCGGGGGGAGUUUCGGCGGAAGGGAGCGGGCAAAAUCCCGGACCACGCGCACCGAAGAGCAGCCCUGACGAGGAGGCCGCCCCUGCAGGCGGCCCUCGCAAAGCAACGCAGAGGAGCGGGGCGACCCCAGGCGGAAGAGCGGAGACCGGGCACCGCAGCACCGGGCACCGCCCCGCGGCUCGGCCCUGCUCCGCCCCCAAAGCCCGGGGCCGCGCGGGGCCAUGGCGGAGAGGAGCUGCCCUCGUGCCGCGCGGGCGGCGCCGUGCCUGGAGCGGGGCCGCCGCGGGGUCGCGCCGACGCGCCGGGGCUGCUGGAGUGCCGCCGCUGCCGCUACCUGCGUACGGGCCGGGCGUGCUGCCAGCUGGUGGGAGCGCUGCUCGCCGCGCUCAUCCUCGUCUGCAGCUCCGUGUCCUACGGCUCGGCGGGCGGCUACACGGGCGUCCCCAGCCUGGGCGGCAUCUACUACUACAUGUACGGCGGGGCGUACAGCGGUUUCAGCGGAGCAGACGGGGAAAAAGCCCAGCAGCUGGACCGGCGUUUCACCGAGCUCAAGAUGCCCAUAGCCAGGGCAGCGAUGGCCGUGGGAGGAGCCCUGAUGGUCUUCUCUUCGGCACUGAUUUUGGUUGGCGUUGCACGGCUACCAUGGCGUUUUCCAGCAUGGCUCCUACUGGAAUGCGUCCUGGACACAGCGGUUGCAGUGGGUUUGCUGACCGCUCUGUACUAUUUCUUCCAUCAUCUGCUGGGCGUUUAUGAUUCAUCGGUGUGUAAAGAGAGAGCACAGCUUUACCAAAGCAAAGGCUAUCAGGGCUUUAGCUGCAGCAUGCAUGGGGCAGAGAUUGCUGCUGGCCUCCUGGGCUGUGCAGCUGUCGUGGCAUACCUGCUUGGUGCUGGCCUGGCUGUCAGAGGGUACAGAACAGUUCACAAACUGAAACAGAAGCCAGAACACACGUAUGAGCUGUAGAAUUUUUCCUCCGUGCUAGUACUUGUCCUGAUUUUUGCCAGCCUUGUGGCAUGCUUUUACUUGCAUGUGGACAGCGUGUUCUUAAUACUGUAAGAAAGCAUUCACCAAGAGUAGAGCUCCAAAUAUAGCGAAACCAAGCUGUUCAAACUUGAAUUUGCAUUGUGCACAUGAGACAGAGAAUGCAUCGCUAGCUGUUCUUAUAAACGCAGUAAUGCACAGGCUUUGUCUAAAUAGCAAACUUGGUUUCGAAUGCUUGCAGGCUCUGUGGCCUGGGACAGUAAUUUAGCUUUGGAGAAGUCCUUGUUCCUAGAUAUAGAUGAUUGAAAGAUUAUGUACCUGAGCUCUGGGUUUCCUUUUAGUCUCCUGGUACUUGGGGAACAUCAUACCCAGAAUCUCCCUAGCAGUAGGGUAGUUUGCAUCAGCAGUUGCUCAGAGCACGUCAAGUAGCAUGGCUGGGAGCUGCUGCAGACACACACGUGCUGGUGAACAGCUUCCUAUAGCUGAAUCUUUUACAAAGGGCCUGUGACUGUCCCUUGAGAACAGAACUCUUAAAAGUGAGCAACGAAGCAGAUGGUUGUGGCUGCUGAUUCCUGCUUCAUAAAGGUCCCUUGGUGCUAAACAGGCAGCUUUAACAUGGCCUUCAUAUUGCCAUCAGAGACUCCUGAGAUAGACUUGUGGAGUGGUGAACACACUCAGCCUAAUUUGCAACGCAGUGCCUUCUUUUUGAUCUCUCCUAAUGAGAGCAUCUUUCUGUAUGGACCAGUCUUCUACAUAACUUGUAUACCACCAUUCUGCUUAAGAAGACUCCCAGAGUUUGACUCAUCAGACAUAAGUUUUAAGAGCUCACAGAGGUGAUUAAAGACAAAGGUGUGUCGUUCUAACAUUUUUAGCAUACAAGGUAGGGAAAUGAGACUGAUUUUGUACUGUUUAUAAACAAAUAAAGGUGAAUUUUCUCUUCAGAAA
Numida meleagris (helmeted guineafowl) is the source of this 3358-nucleotide messenger RNA. RefSeq names its product MARVEL domain containing 3 (gene MARVELD3). Gene Ontology annotation, cellular component: membrane. The record is from RefSeq and is a predicted model, not a curated record. NCBI's taxonomy places the organism in Eukaryota, Metazoa, Chordata, Aves, Galliformes, Numididae.